This is a messenger RNA of Paramormyrops kingsleyae, 3135 nucleotides long. RefSeq names its product claudin-19-like. Gene Ontology annotation, molecular function: structural molecule activity. Gene Ontology annotation, cellular component: bicellular tight junction; membrane. Lineage: Eukaryota; Metazoa; Chordata; Actinopteri; Osteoglossiformes; Mormyridae. The record is from RefSeq and is a predicted model, not a curated record.
UUUUUUGCCAUUGCUCCCCCCACGCACCAACCAGACCCUCUGGAUCAUGACAAGAGAGCCUCGCUGACUCUAAACAAACAUCUCCUGAUUCCUGUCAGCUGCUGCAGACACUAUAAGAGCAAUUUCUGUUGAAACCACAGCACCACCACAUAGAAGACACACAGAAGACAUAGAUACCAAGGUGCCAGCACUUGUCGCUUGGAAGGGAAAAGCCUAGUGGUGUUUGAAAUACACGGAAAAAAGUGGAGCUUCAAAUGACAGUGUGCUCUGCUGAUGGACAGCACUGGAAAUUAGGCAGGGAGAAAGACACCAUAAGGUGAAGUAUUGGGCUUCUGUUUUCCGAUCCUGUUUUGGCGCCAUUUUUUGGUGAUUUCUGGUGUGGAAAUGGGCAAGGAGACUCUGCAGAUGUUUUAGCACUGGUUCAUUUGUUUUUGCAGAAAAAGAAAAGACUUUAUUUAUGCUGUGCCUAGGUACUGAGUAACUUUUUGACGCCUGUUUUUGAAAAACCCCCCUCCCCCAAAAGAGGAAAAGAAGAAUAAGACUUAAGUAGGCAGGCAAUAUGGCCAACUCUGGGUUCCAGAUUCUGGGCUAUUUCCUGGCAUUGGGCGGAUGGAUCGGCAUCAUCUCAACCACCGCUCUCCCACAGUGGAAGCAGUCAUCUUACGCCGGGGAUGCCAUCAUCACAGCCGUGGGGCUCUACGAGGGGCUGUGGAUGUCUUGUGCCUCGCAGAGUACCGGCCAGGUUCAGUGCAAGGUGUUUGACUCUCUGCUGUCCCUGGAUGUGCACAUCCAGACCUCCCGGGGCCUCAUUGUUCUUUCUGUGCUGAUGGGCUUCAUCGCCAUCAUCAUCAGCGUUGUGGGCAUGAAGUGCACAAGAGUCGGAGACAAUAACCCUCUCGUCAAGAGCAGGAUUGCUAUUUCUGGGGGGGUCCUCUUCCUCCUUUCAGGGCUGUGUACAUUCGUCUCGGUCUCCUGGUAUGCCACACAAGUGUCCCAGCAGUUCUUUAACCUCAACACACCCGUAAAUGCAAGGUACGAGUUCGGCUCGGCUCUGUUCGUGGGCUGGGCGGCGGCCAGCCUGACCAUGCUAGGGGGGGCCUUCCUGUGCUGCUCCUGCCCCCCAGAGGAAGGGGCCGGCCAGCAGUAUUACAGGCACUCGCAGUCCCAAGCCUCCACCGCCAGGGAGUAUGUGUGAGACCAGGAGGCUGCUGAGGGCAUUGAAUGCCAGUAACAAACACAAACUCACACACUUACAACACAGUCACACACACACGUAAUCUAGCAUUUCUGCAUUACAUAUAACCUCACGCUAGUGAUAGACAAAAUGACACCACAUGAACCUUUUGCUGUAUUUUUUAGCCCACUAGAUGGCAGUCUUUGUCCAAAAAAGGGCACAAAGUCUGAUUUAAAGCAAACCAAGAGCACCAUCUAGUGGGGUCAAAAAAUACAGCAAAUGGUUCAUGAAGGGUCAUUUUGUCCAUCGCUACCUCACACCAUCAAAAUGGAAACGCAACUUUUUUGGCAGCUUUAAUUUCUUAAAGAUGGUGUAAAAGGCCAUUUCCUCUUAUGACAUAACGUCUUUUCUAAAGGGAUAUAUAGUCUAAUCUGGAAGCAAAACCUAAAUUAUUAACCCUUGAUAAAGACAGUAAAAUCCUUACAUACAGUACAAUAACACGUUCACACCAAAAUACACAGAGAAGUACAUGCACAAAGAAACAUUUAGCUAGAAUUUUACAGGGAGAUAAGAUUAAUGUUAUAUAGUCAUAUAUUAGCAUCAUAUAAUCUAAUAUCAUUUAUUGUGUUUGGAGAGUGCUAAAUUGCUGCACUGCUCCACAAAGAACAGUUGGUCUUAACAUAAAAAUAUUGUUUUUUCACCUUCUAAAUCCAAAGUUAUUUUGCUGACCCUUUCCGAACUACACAAUUGCUUUUUUUGUAAUUAGUUAUGAUAAAUAGUGUAUUUGUUGUUUAAUAAAUAUGUACAACCUCAGCAUUUAUCAAACGCGUUUGCUAAUCGAAGACUGCAGAUAAUUUUACUCGGAAGGGUUGAUUGACACAGUCACAGUGUAUAACACAUGUGGAUAUGGAAGAUGAUAAGCUUUUUGAUUUUUUUUUUGUCAAGAUAUUCAUAGGAAGCUGAUAUUUGUUUUAAAUAAAGACGAGGAUUUCAGAAAAUGAACAACGAUAUUGCUCUCAAACUGUACUAAUUCUAUGUCAUGUUCAGCUCUGAGCUUGUUUCUGGAUAGUUUACACACGGGUUUAAUUUAGAUUAACGGGGUGUAAUUCAAUAUGCACCAUAAUUAAGGCUGCAGUAAGUGUGUCGGUUUAUCUCCGGCACCUAAACUACGUGCAGCACAUUUUGGAUUAUGUUUUGAAAGCGUACACAGUUUAUGACUUAGGAGACUGUGUUCUCUAAAAAAUACCGCGCCAGCCUUAAAGUAGACUAGUAACGGCGGUCUCGGUGUGACUCUAUAUACGUCGUUUAAAACCGAAACCAGUAAUCAUUUUCAUUUUUUACUAGCCUAUAUUUUUAUGAUCCAUAGUCUUACUUAAACUAAAAACAAUCACCUGAGAACUAAAUUACAAGCACACGUGAUGCAUGCUGGUUUUAGCAUAUUAGUAACUGUAAAAAAGCUGUUCUAUUCAUAUUAGAAUGAAAAAGUUAAACUAGUAAUUAUUAGUUAUGGUAUCAGUAUGUAGUGUACAUGAAAUUCAUUAAUCGACGUUCACAAAAAUGUCAAUAUAACCAUUUUCAGUUUUAUUGAGAUCUGGUCAGACUUCUUUUUCCGUGCCGCGGUCUUCGGGUGUUGAGGCGGUCAGUCACCAUACAUGCGCCAAAUGUUUGCUUCCAAUUAAAUCGCACGCACAGAAGUUGUAUUGUUGGACAAGCACUAGUGCCAGUAAAUUGCAAACCCAGCUAAACUAAUUUAUUCCAGCUGCAAUAUAUAAAAAAAAUUGUUACUGCGUUUCAUGCAUUUCCCUGAUAACCAAAAAUUACAUCAGUGGGGUGAAAUUAUAGUCAUGCUAUUCCUAAACCCAAGCAUACUUGCACGAUACUGUUUAACCAGUCCUGUUUCUACUGAGAAAUGCGUAAGAUUCCAUUUACAUUUUGAAAUAAAACUGGGUUUUUAAAACGUU